Messenger RNA from Selaginella moellendorffii, 1042 nucleotides. RefSeq lists its product as uncharacterized. The transcript is spliced from 7 exons. Bases 1 to 951 code for a protein of 316 amino acids. The record is from RefSeq and is a predicted model, not a curated record. Lineage: Eukaryota; Viridiplantae; Streptophyta; Lycopodiopsida; Selaginellales; Selaginellaceae.
AUGGCUCUAGAGGGACGAAGAGCUGACGAGCAAUGGGGGAGAAAGAGGCGCAGGGUUUGCAGCCAUGAACAAGUAGAGGUCUCUGACGACGGCGGCGAGACGUGGCGCAGAGCGGAGAGGAAGUUCGAGUGCUGCGCGGGGAAAUGCAACCGGAGGUAUGGAAAUCUGCGCUCGUUUAACGAGCACCGGUGUGAGAGGCACAAGCUCCCGCCCGUGUCGCAGCUGCCCAAGGGCUUCAAAUCGCGCAAGGGCGUCCCGCACGGCACGUACUACGCGCUCAAGAAGCAGCGCUACAACGAGGUCAAGGACUCUCUGCGCUUCAAGUGGAAGACCCAGCUCCAGAACGCGCGAGCGAACUUGAAAAAGGACUACAUCCGGGUGUGGGAUCCCAGCGGCAACUUCUCGCGCGAGCACUGGAUCCGGAGGGUGGACAAGCUUCUCAUACGGAAGAUGAACGCCAUGAGGGAGGAGCAUCCUUUGGAAAGGUAUCGGCCACAAGCUGGAGGCCGGCCAUCGCACCAGGCUCGAAUCGCGAGGCUCGAGGCUCUUAAGGCGGAAGUGGAGAGCUACAACGAAGAAGACGAGGAUGUGAACGAGUAUAACUCUUCCGAAGAAAACGAGCAUGAGGAUGAACACGAGGAUGAUCGGCGAAACUCCAUUUCAGAAGCCGAAGAUGAUGAGAUGGAUGGAAAUGCUUUUGCCGCUCGCGAUUCGAUCGUGGAGAUCCUCAUGAACAUCAAGGAUGGUAGUAGUCACCACCACAACACAGCUCAAACUCAGAUCGAAGAACAUCGAGAGACAAUAGACGACAUCAAGGCCACCGCUCGCAAGGAGAUCGAAAAAAUCACAGGAUGGAUAGCUAGGCAAAAGGAAUUGAUAGAUAGUACCAAAGAUGUGCAAGUUGCUCGAGAAAUCUGUGAGACCAUGAAGCAUAUCAUCCAGAAAUUAUAAUCCCCACUAGUCGUUUGCGAGGUGGACUUCACAAUGAUCCUCUUGAAAGUUGGCAUUGCUACAAAACAAGGGAAAAGCAUUGGAAAUGCCA